Messenger RNA from Aureobasidium pullulans EXF-150, 1008 nucleotides. RefSeq names its product transaldolase. NCBI's taxonomy places the organism in Eukaryota, Fungi, Ascomycota, Dothideomycetes, Dothideales, Saccotheciaceae. The record is from RefSeq and is a predicted model, not a curated record. Bases 1 to 1008 code for a protein of 335 amino acids. Gene Ontology annotation, molecular function: transaldolase activity. Gene Ontology annotation, cellular component: intracellular anatomical structure. The transcript has 5 exons. Gene Ontology annotation, biological process: carbohydrate metabolic process; pentose-phosphate shunt, non-oxidative branch.
AUGGCAAACGAAAAGACGCUUCUUUCUGAGCUUCGUGCUCGUAGUGCAGUUGAUUGUGAUACCCUGGACGUGGAAGUCGCCAAAGCAUUGGGUCCCUUUGUUGAUUGUACAUCCAACCAGGCCAUCGUCAACGUCGAGUUGCAGAAACCCGAGAAUGAGUCCCUCAUCAUCGAGUCAAUUCAAUUGGCCAAGCAGAUGUACGAGCAGUAUGCCUCUGAAGCAACUUUCGAGCAAUUCGCCACAGAAGUCAUGGCAGUCAAACUCUCGGCAAGAAUGAUCCCUUACCUCGUCGGCCGCGCUCUCAUCCAAACAAAUCCCUACAAUGCCUACUCCACCGCCGCCACAAUCGCAAACGCCAAACGCAUCAUUGCAAUUUACAAGACUGUGCUGCCAUCUCACCCAAGCAACCGCGUCUGCAUCAAAAUCCCAAGCACUUGGGAAGGCAUUGCCGCAUGCAAAGUACUUGAGAGCGAUGGUAUCGUCACUCUAGCCACCACACUCUUCAGCUUAGAACAAGCAGCAGCAGCAGCACAAGCCAGAUGCUCCUACAUUGCCCCCUACGUCAACGAAUUACCCGUACAUUUCGUCCCUGGCCACAUCGACAACGACAAAGGCUUCACCCUAACCCGGUCCUGCCAAAACCUCUACACCCGCAUCAACGCCAAAACCCUCGUCAUGCCCGCCUCGUUGAUUUCUGUGGCUGAAUGUUUGCAAGUAAGCGGUGCCCACCACAUCACCAUUUCACCUCCUCUUCUUGCCGCUUUGGCCGCCACUCCCGCCCCUGCUAUUUCUUCUACCUCCGCACCAUUGUUUUUCGAUCAAGUGGUACAAGGUGAGGAAGUGGGAGAUGAGAAAUUGAUGGAAGAUGUGAGGGAAGAGGCAAAAUAUAGGAUCAGGUAUACUAGACUCAAAGGUGGGCAAGCGGAGAAGAAAUUGGUGGAUGCGAUUAAUAUUUUUGCGGAUUGUCAGGAUGGUAGUGAGGAGUUGGUGAAGAGAUAUUCUAAGUAG